CUGAUGUCACCUUGGAUCCCGACACCGCCCACCCUCGUUUGAGCCUCUCCUUGGAUCGCCGGAGCGUAAAACUGGGCGAACGACGUCAGGAUUUACCGGACAACCCCAAACGUUUCGACGCCGAUUAUUGCGUGUUGGGUUGUCAAGGUUUCACCACCGGUCGGCAUUAUUGGGAGGUGGAAGUCGGAGGGAGAAGAGGUUGGGCUGUAGGUGCAGCAAGAGAAACAGCUCGACGUAAAGAGAAGACAUUGGGUCCUCAUCCCAAGAGAGAGAUUUGGUGCGUAGGUACCAACGGGAAGAAAUAUCAAGCGGUGACGGCGACGGAACAAACGGUUUUGACACCCAACGAACGACCGCGGAGGUUCGGGGUUUAUUUAGACUACGAAAGGGGUCAACUGGGUUUUUAUAACGCCGAGAGCAUGAGCCACAUUCACACCUUCAACGCUUCCUUCCACGAGCGCAUCUUCCCUUUCUUUCGGAUCUUGGCUAAAGGAACCCGUAUCAAAAUCUGCGCUUGA
Antrostomus carolinensis (chuck-will's-widow) is the source of this 518-nucleotide messenger RNA. Its product is annotated as E3 ubiquitin-protein ligase TRIM41. The annotation marks the transcript as partial. The transcript has a single exon. NCBI's taxonomy places the organism in Eukaryota, Metazoa, Chordata, Aves, Caprimulgiformes, Caprimulgidae. Gene Ontology annotation, molecular function: protein binding. The record is from RefSeq and is a predicted model, not a curated record.